UUAUAAAUAGCACCACCUAAUUCCCCCCUAACCCUCUCAUCAUCCUAUUUUACUACUAGUACAGUUCCUCCUCAAUCUUUUUAGUCGGUAAUCAGCCAUGGCUGCUCUCAAAACAGUUCACGUGUCUUCUCCUUCCCCCCAUUCCAUCAAGAUUCCCAAGUUCGCAGUGAUCGGACACAGAGGAAACGGGAUGAAUGUGUUGAAUUCUUCGGAUACGAGAAUGAAACAUGUCAAAGAGAACUCGAUUCUCUCCUUUAAUACUGCGGCUUCUUUUCCUCUUGAUUUCGUCGAGUUUGACGUUCAGGUGACCAGGGAUGGUUGCCCAGUCAUAUUUCAUGAUGAUUUCAUCCUUUCUCAAGAAAAUGGUACUAUAAUUGAAAAGAGGGUUACAGAUUUAUAUUUGAGUGAAUUCCUUGCCUAUGGUCCCCAAAGAGAUCACACAAAGACCGGUAAAACUUUGGUGAGAAAAACAAAAGAAGGCAAGGUUUGGAAUUGGAAUGUUGAGAACGAUGCUCCGGCAUGUACUUUGCAAGAAGUGUUUCAACAAGUGAAACCCUGUUUGGGGUUCAACAUUGAGGUGAAGUUCGAUGAUAAUAUAAUCUAUCAAAAGGAGUAUCUUGCACAAGUUCUACAAACUAUCUUUCAGGUGGUGUUUGAAAAUGCCAACGAUAGACCUGUAAUCUUUUCGAGCUUUCACCCAGAUGCAGCUUUGCUACUCAAAAAAAUGCAGAGCACUUACCCUGUUUUCUUCCUUACAAACGGGGGAACAGAAAGUUACAAUGACGUGAGAAGGAAUUCACUAGAGGAAGCACUGAAAUUGUGCUUAGAAGGUGGACUGGAUGGAAUUGUCUCGGAAGUUAAAGGUGUAUUUAGAAAUCCUGCAGCAGCAAGCAAGAUAAAGGAAUCAAAUCUUUCCCUCCUUACGUAUGGGAAACUGAAUAAUGUGCCAGAAGCUGUAUAUAUCCAAUAUCUAAUGGGAAUCGAAGGAGUUAUUGUUGAUCUGGUUCAAGUAAUUACACAAGCCGUCUCUGAAACGAUCGACCGAAAAGCAGAAAAAGAAGAAGAGACUGAAUCGCCUCAAGUAACGGAGAAGCCAGAAUUCAGUAAAAGGGAGCUCUCAUUUUUGCUGAAGCUCAUCCCGGAAUUGAUACAAGUAUAGAAUGAAACAGGGGAUUAGGUGGGAUAACCAUGAUUCCUAGCUCUACUAUAGAGAAGAUGACAAGCAAUUGAUAAAAUUUAACCUAGUUCCAUAUAUAUUAAUACUGAAAGAAAUAUCUGAAUUCAUGGGGUUAACCUUUGAUGUAGAAAUUUCUGCUGAAACGCGUAGAAUCACAUCUCCAUCACCUAAUAUUUGUGACUCCUACUUGAUUGUAUAACCAUGAUUUCUGAAGGAAUCUAUAAUCCAGUAUAUUUUUCGUUCAA
Molecule: messenger RNA, 1422 nt
Organism: Daucus carota subsp. sativus
Lineage: Eukaryota; Viridiplantae; Streptophyta; Magnoliopsida; Apiales; Apiaceae
Product: glycerophosphodiester phosphodiesterase GDPD1, chloroplastic
Exons: 6
Coding region: 98-1159 (353 amino acids)
Biological process (GO): glycerophospholipid catabolic process
Molecular function (GO): phosphoric diester hydrolase activity
Source: RefSeq, a predicted model, not a curated record